Molecule: messenger RNA, 753 nt
Organism: Parnassius mnemosyne (clouded apollo)
Lineage: Eukaryota; Metazoa; Arthropoda; Insecta; Lepidoptera; Papilionidae
Source: the annotation of a GenBank genome assembly
AUGAAGAAAGUUUUGUUAUUUAAGAGUGCGUCAGAGGAUUACAAGAAGGCUUUUUCAAAGUGUAAUUACCAAACCGUAUUUGUUGAGCCACUCGAAUUUGUGUAUAUAAAUUUACAGAAGUUAAGUGAAAAGCUUCAAAAUGGAAACUACCACGGUCUGAUACUUACGAGUCCUCGUGCAAUCGAAGCUGUUUCAAGGUGCUGGGCACCGUCCAAGUUUAUUUUAUGGAACACAAAACGUAUAUACACUCUAGGGGAAUCUAGCGGUCGAAAAGUUAAACUUCUAUUGGGCUUAGAAGCUUUAGGUACUAGUGCAGGCAAUGCAGAAAACUUAGCUAAACUUAUUAUGAAGGAGAAUCCGGAAUCUUCAAAAUUUCUAUUCCCCUGUGGUAAUUUAAGUUCGGAAUUGUUACCUAAUAUGUUACAGUCAAGUGGUAUUAUGGUUGACUCUCUUACAGUAUAUGAAACUAAAGAAAAUGAAAAUUUAAGAACAAAUCUGAUGGCUGUUAACGAUUCUGAGGAGCCUUGUUGCAUGGUGUUCUUUAGCCCAUCUGGCUGUGAGUACAUACAUAGGCAACUUCAGACGUUCAUCAACAAACUUUCUAACUUACCACACUUUGCCAUUGGUAAUUCAACGGCACACAAAAUUGAGAAUCUCGGUGUAGAAAUAGCAGGUGUUGCUGUGAAACCAAAAGCAGAAAGUGUUAUUGAGUCUAUUGAACAGUAUUUUAGAACUUUACAAAGCUGUGGGUAA